Mesorhabditis belari is the source of this 1158-nucleotide messenger RNA. The record is from the annotation of a GenBank genome assembly. NCBI's taxonomy places the organism in Eukaryota, Metazoa, Nematoda, Chromadorea, Rhabditida, Rhabditidae.
AUGGAAAUCAAACUGUAUGUCCAUCUGCGAGAUGACACGGGUGAUGUUGGAGGCUUCAAGACUUUUACUUUUGGUGCCACGUCGACAGUAGACGAUUUGAUGGGACAAAUCCGUGAUGUCUUUCAUAUCCCUUUGCAACAUCAAGAAGUUUACCUCGUUCGCGCUGGAACUGAAACUAAAAAUGAAACACUGGAACAACUCAAAAGUGGUACUCUGCAAGAAGUAAAAGUGACGAAUAAAAGCAAUAUUUAUGUGAAGCACGCAGAUCUUCCUCAGUAUCUGCAGUACAAAGCAUGUGUUGAGAAUGCAAAGAAGUUGAAGGGGGAAGAACAAACGUCAAAUGCCGAAGAUGCCAUCAAGCUCCACAUGCGAUUGAUGGAAAAGGAGAAAGUGACCAAGUACAAUGUGAAGUGCCAUCACUAUGGGGCUACGAGCGCGCGGCCAAAAGGGAUGCCUCUUCAGAUAAGGGAAUUCUACAUCUACAAACUGCUCGAAUUGAUCGACGUAGGACCGCAUUCUCAAUUCAUUCUUCCAAACAAAUGUGCUGGCAGCAAGACUUCCAUGUACAUCGCAACAAAGUGGAAUGACGAUUUUGUUUCCAUCAAAGAAGAAGAAAAUGUUAGCGUGGAAGUUCUUGUGCAACUUCUCUUGCUUGCCGCGUUUCUCUUUAUUAAUGAUUUAAAUCAAGAUAAUUGCGGUCACUGGAAAGGCACCAAGGACGCGGCAAUCGUUGAUUUUGACCCCAGCACAAAUGAAGUCGAGAAUUUGCUAGUCAGUAGAGAGUACGAUACAAUCAGAGAAGAAGCCCCAAGACUAUCGGUUUCGACUUUGAAUGCCGGUGGAUUUGAGGAAGGAACAUUGCCUCCACCCAAAAUUAUCGUUGAUAUGCGAGAAUUUAACAGUGAAUUGCCAACGAUUUUAUACAAAAAGGGCUAUGAUGUGGUGGCUGCAACACUCGAGGUUGGUGAUUACGUUUUGUCGCCGGGAAUGACCGUUGAAAGAAAAGCUCUCGAUGAUUUGACCCAAUCUUUGCAAAGCGGUCGUGUGUUUAAACAAACUGAACAGAUGCUCAGACAUUAUGGAUCGGCCUUUUUGUUAAUUGAGUCAAACAUGCGUUUUGAGCUAAAAAUCGUCAAUGGAGGGCCAUUUCAGGUUUAC